Racocetra persica is the source of this 580-nucleotide messenger RNA. Lineage: Eukaryota; Fungi; Glomeromycota; Glomeromycetes; Diversisporales; Gigasporaceae. The record is from the annotation of a GenBank genome assembly.
AUCAACCAUAGAUUCAAAAUCUGAAGCCAAAGAUCUGCCCUGCUUUUUUGCUAUUUUUGCCCAAGAACACAAAAACAGUAGCUUGUUAAAGUAUAUUGAGAAAUGUAGAGAAGAGAAGUGGCGAAAUGCAUCUGCUACUGCAGCAACAAAAAGAAUAACAGAAAUGGCUAAGUAUUUUUCUGAAUUAACUCCAUAUCUUGAUUCUAUGAGGAAUUAUUCUUUAUGUGAGGGACACUAUAACUGGGUUGUUGCUAAAAAAAAUUUUAUUAAUCAAUUAGAGAAAGGAACUGAUUCAAUUCUUCUAUCUUUAGACGAACCUGAGAAAAAAAAAUUAAAGUUUUCUAACGACGACGAUGACCUGCAAGUUCUUGAAAAAACUUUCGUUGAUGUUGAUAUUCAAGUUGAUUUGUGUGAAAAAACCUUCGUUGAUUUUGUAUCCUUUUUAGAUCCAAUGUGUGAAAUUCUUCAAAGAAGAAUUGAUGAAUUAGAAAAAAAUAAUAAGCAAUUAUUAAGUGAAAAUGAAACAUUAAAAAAAAGGCUAAGUGAAAGAUUUACUAACCAAAAAGAUCGUAUUCUUUCU